AUGGUAGGCUUGACAACAAACGGCGAUCCAGCUAUGGUGGGACGUGAUAAGGAUCUCGUGGGGUUAUGUCGUAAAGAUGAAAGUUUUCCGCAAUAUCUCUGUUACACUGCAAAACUAAACAACGUUAUGAAAUUGGUAGUAAAGAUUGUGAACAAGAUUAGGGCUCAAGCGUUACAAAGAACAUUAUUCAAAACCUUGGCCGAUGAAAUUGACUGUCAAUACGGGGAACUACUUAUGGUAGAUGGUUAA
Molecule: messenger RNA, 249 nt
Organism: Acanthoscelides obtectus
Lineage: Eukaryota; Metazoa; Arthropoda; Insecta; Coleoptera; Chrysomelidae
Source: the annotation of a GenBank genome assembly